AUGUCAUAGUGCGGAAGAUUUUAUCACGAGGUAACAUCAAACUUCUGUCAACAUUUUCAAUUUAAUUAAAUAAAUGCCUUAUCUUUGUGGGGAUCACUCGUCAUCCCCAUAUCGAUAGGAGUAUUCAAUUCAAUUGGGCUAGGAGCAUAGGGGUUCUAGAUUUUUAUUUUGCUGCUGGUGUUCAACUACGGAAAGAAAGAUGCUUCAUUGAUGAAUCAACCUAUGUAAUUGGCAUAAUAUUUUCUAACUUCGAUAGAGAAUUUGAAGAAAAGAAAAUAACCUAAUUAACCAGCAGUAAAUGAAAAUUUGGUAUUAUUACUGGGCCCAAUGAUGAUAUCAGGAUGCACAAUAGGAUUACAUUCAAAAGAUUAUAUCCCUACAUUUUUCACUAUUGUAAUCACUUUAAUUUCCCUAUUAAUAUUGAUGAUGACAACUUAUAAAAAAACAAAAUAAGUGAGAUAUUUAGAGUCAUUGGCAACAAAAGAACAGUUAAAGGAAUUCGAAGACGAUUUUAUUAAUGUAGGUGAUGGAAUACUGAUAAAUGUGGAGCAAUUCUUUUAAUAAAUUUAAAGCUCUCUUUAAAGAGAAUCCUUUAUUAAAAUACUCCCUUAAGAAAUGUUGGAAAUGAAUUUGACAAUCGAUGAACAUAAAAUAAAGGCCAAGGACUUUUUGAAUUAAAACAAAGAAAUUAGAGAGUAAAUUCAUAAGAAGUUGGUGACAAGAUCAAUCCCAAAAUUAAAAGUGUUUUUUUAUGCUCUUACAAUUCUCAUUAAUGUUGGAUUAUUGUUUAAGACUACUGAAAUGCAUGUAUGUGAUGUGGAUGCAUUUAAAAAUUUCAUGAUUUAAGUUUGGCAUAGAAAUUAAUUGCAAGUAACUUGCAAUGUGAGCUUAUUCUUCUUCCUUGCUUUAAUUACAAAGACAUUUGACAUCAUAUUGUUAAUAUAAUUGUUUGUUUCAUCUUACAUUUUUGGAUUUCUUUUAGGUUCUGUAGGAGCAGCUGCCUAAAUUGUAGUGAUAAUCCUUUUAACAAAAUUAAAGAGAGUUGAAGUAAGUACUGCAGAAGUGACAAUGACACUUCCCAUAAUCAUGUUCUCAGUAACAUUAUCAAGUACAAUUAUAUCAUUGGCAACUGGAAUGAUUCAUGAUGUAUGCGGAGUGAUUGCUAUCUUCUUGUUGUCUAUCAUUGGAUAGAAAGUAGUCAAACCAAAAGGUGGGUAGUAAUAUGUUAAACCCUCUGUUUGCAUUGCAUCUUGGACUUUAUUUUUUAGGCUGUCAUGUUAAUAGUCUUUGUGGUUACUUAGUUUUUUAAGGAACUAAGGCAAAGGAUUGUCAGAACUAUUCAUACCAAGAGCAGUGUGUAAAUGA
Molecule: messenger RNA, 1365 nt
Organism: Paramecium tetraurelia
Lineage: Eukaryota; Ciliophora; Oligohymenophorea; Peniculida; Parameciidae
Exons: 3
Source: RefSeq, a predicted model, not a curated record